GGGGGGGGAGCCGCCAACCUCGAACUUAAAACUUACACUCACUAUUUUCUUCGAAAACAUACGUGAGUUCCACAAAAAUAAAUAAAUGAGCUCGGAUAGAGAAGAAUGAUCCUGAAGAUCAUGAUGCUGGUGAACAGUGAAAGAAACUUCGAUAAACUGAAAAUAUCUAUGUAUUGAUAUCAUAUCAUCUAAAAAUUAAUCGCAACAAUAAGCAGGAACAAAAAGAAUACAGAGAAUACGUAAAUUAAAGAGAGAGAGGAAACUUCAGAGUAGAACUAUGAUCAAUCAAAGUGGUUUCUUCUUUUUUCUUCUCAGCAAUUGACGUAUAUAUCGAUCUCAUAGCUCAAUUAUGCAAAAAUAAACACAAUCGAUGGCAUUUUCUACUAUAAAUAGCUAUAAAGAAGAAUAGUCAAAAUAGGAGAUGAAAUGCUUUGAAAGCUUUUACAAUGGAAAACAGUACUGCUAGCUGAUUCAACACGAUGAAAAAAGUAGAUGGAUACGCUAAACUUGUUUUCAUUGAGCAUAUAAAAAAAGACGGUAUUCACUAACAUGAAAAAGCUAUAACAAUUUGAUGUAAGAGUUUCAUGAUAGAUAGCGUAAUGGUUGAAGUACAUGAUAAUGUAAUUUGAGUCUAUAUUACUACGACAACUGUAGAAAAGACGCAUCGAAAAAAAAUAUCGUUUAAAAAGAGACCGAUAAUGUUUUUUUCUAUUGAAUAGUCUUCAUGUAAUCAGAUGCUUCUUGAGUUGCUCUAUCGUAUAGCUUAAAGUCCAAAUUUAGUAGCUAUUUAUGGUCAAUAAUUAUUCAAAAGGAUUGUGAUUAGUAUUUUAAAAAGUCAGGUAAUAUCUCUAGUGGAAAAUUUUGAAAUUGUAUUUGAAAGAGAAUUUCAACUAGAAUUAUCACAAAAAUGAAAUUAUUCAAUAGACAAUGAAACAUAUUGAACGAUCUAAUAAUAUAUGCGUGGACUUAUCAGUAGAUCUUUACAUGCUGCGUAUAAUAUAGGUUCAUUGAUGAUCAUAACGAUACUCUACAGAUGAUGAGUGCUCACAUUUAGAGAAAAAAUAAAGAACAAACAGAUACAAGUAGCUUUAGAAAAAAAUCAUAACAUUAGUAGGAUUCUAUUACUUUUUCUAUUGUAGUAUUCAUUAUUGAACAUCGGAGGAGGUUCGAAGAACACGAAGUUAUCUGAUGUUAUCUCUGACUUCUUAGAAGUUGUUCAUGCAAUAUACACAAGUAGACUGAAAUCGUUUGUAUAUGAUCCACAGAAGAACGAUACAAUUGUAGAAUGAUGUAUAUCUUUGUAGGCUAGUCGAUUGUCAAUCAAUUCUUACGUAAUACUAAGUCAAACAUCUUUUAUUAACCACCAAGUCUAUCGUCUUUUCGUUAAGAAUAUCAACUAUAUUUAAUCGAAAGUCAGAAAUAAUGAACAUAGAAAAGAAAUGAAGUUCUGCUUCUAGUUUUGUUUUGAAAAAAAUAUAUCAUAGAAAAACAAUCCUUGCUCCCUCAUUCCCUCGACUGUAGGAAGGGUCAUAUGAAAAAAAAAUAAAUUGGUGACGGCCCUUGUAACAAAGGUCAAAAAAACAUAUAUGAGAGGUCAGCUUAUUUUAAGACUUUUCGACAUUUUGAUGAAACUUAGCUACAGGUUAACGAUGGCCGGGAUUCCAAAUCUGAGGUCAGAUUUCACGUCCGGCCUUCUCAUUGGCCAGGUAGCCGGCCAAUCAGCAAUCAGCUUUUUUGUUGUGAGUUAUCUGGGCGCUUUGAUGAAACUUUACUAUAGGUUAUCGAUGGCCAGGAUUCUAAAUCUGCGGUCAGAUCUUACGUCCGGCCUUCCCAUUGGCCAGGUAGCCGGCCAAUCAGAAAUCAGUUUUUUUGUUGUGAGCUAUCUGGGCGUUUUGAUGAAACUUCACUAUAGGUUGUCAAGGACCAGGAUUUCGGAUGUGAGGUCGAGUUUUACAUACGGCCUUCCUAUUGACUAGAGAGCUGAGAAAUCAGAAAUGAGCUUUUUUGUGGUGAGCUAUCUGGGCGUUUUGAUGAAACUUUACUAUAGGUUAUCGAGUGCCAGGCUUGCGAAUCUGAGGUCGGAUUUUACACUGUAAGAAGGUUGAAAGAAGUAAAUCGGGGUUCGAGUAUCCGAAUCUGAAGUCGGUUUUUCGAAAUUGUGAGUUCGAUUUUUUAGGUGAAAGAAAAGGUUUUUUUGCGAAAAAAACGACGCUUUAGAAAAGUUGGGGAGCCUAAAUCGACGUUCGGGCAUCCAAGUGUUUUGUAUAUUGCUGGAAGUUGGUGGCUAUAACUUUAUAAUCAGGGUAAGGUUUUAUGAGAAAACAAUGAGUUUCCGCUGUGCUGAACAUUGAAUGGCAUGAAGUAAAAUCAGCUUGUGAGCUGGCAGUGAUUGGAAGGGUAACGUAUUCAGAUGUGUUAGCGAGAUUACAGACUCGACAAGCUCACUGACGUGAACUGUAUCUGAGAUUUUUCUACGGUAUAGGGAUGGGGUGUCGAUGUGAGGCAGACCUAGAUCAAUCCACUCAGGCACAUACUUAUACCGACAUCGACACCCAAGUGAAAAAGUGUUCCCAAUACCCAAAUUCACGUUUAAGUCAAUUCGAUAUGAUCGGUAUCUAAGCCCACUCACGAUGCGUCUUUUUCUGGCUUACUAUUACAUUAUUCGCAUUUGUUUUUCAGCAGAAGUUCUGACACAUGGAAUUUCUCGCCACUAUGACUUGAAGAAGGUACUAUAAACAAAUAUAUAAAAAUGAGAUCACAUUUUUUUAUGGCUAAAAGAGAAUAACUAGCUACUGCUUAGGUGUGUUCAAAUAGUAGAGCGACUAGCCGCUCCUGUUGCAGGUUCACUGUUGUUUCGCUUUAGAAAUGACCUAUAUAAAGGCUAGGCUUUUUGGGAGAAUAUUACACUCAGAUUCUCUUAAUGAGAAAUUUAAGUAAACCUCUGAUUGGCUAGCUAGGCAAUGAAAUUAAAGACAUAAGAAAUAGUUCACAACAAACUUUCGGCUUUGGAAUUACUCGUGGAGAAUUCUCGUGUUAUAAUUCUAACGCCUUUUUGAACUAAGCGAAAUCUAGAAUCAGAUAGGGUAUAAAUCAAAGAGAAUGAUCUUAUGCCGGAAUAGAAUAAAGCAUGGCAGCGGCUAGCCGCUAGUGGGUGCCCCAAAGGGUCACCGACGAGCGACUAGCCGCUGCUCUGAGAAAUUUCCUGAAGGAAUGCAUCAGGUUGUUGCAAUCCAUCCGAAAAAUAUCUACAGUUUAGAUCUGGUGAAUUCAAUAGAAACCAGAACUGGCCAAAAAGACUAACAAGUAUUUUCGAAUGAAAUGUGAGAACAGUUUUGCUGCACAUGCACAGUGUUUGAAUAGAAGAUUUGACGAAAACAUCAUGCAAAGAAUUCAGUUCAGUCCAUUUGAAGUAGAUUUAAAUGAAAUAAAAUAAGAUUUUCUGCCAUUAUGUGUCCGUGUCUGUGUGCAUUUAUUCGUCUAAGUUUAUCCAAGUAUUUUGAAAUUAUUUGUCUAAUCCGAUGACUACUUUGCGUACGAGCGUCAUUCAAUUGCGUAUUCCAAAAAUAAGUCUGAUCAAAUAUGAUUUAUUUCAAUCUAAAAGUUCAGCUAAACAUAUGUUUUUGUAGCGGACGCUAACAAAUGAUAUUGCCGGUUGAGGUGCUGGUAACUAUACGGAUUUUAAUUAGUUUUCAAGAAGUAUGAUGCAUUUUCACGCUAGUGUCGCGGAUGUGUUUUCUUUGUUGAUUCUCUCUCUGUAUAUUGAACGCAAUCUUUUGUCUCAGGGCAUAUGGAUACUGCUUCCUUAGUGUUGUUCAUUUAGAUUUCCGUUCGAUAUUAUUGUAUGCAUCUCAAUUUCGUUGGAUGAAUUUAAAAGAAAACGUAUCACACAAACACACAUAUCAUCGUACACAAGGACAUUGAUGCGAAUGGCAAUAUUCACAUUCACACCCACCCUUUUCAAACGUUCGAUACUAGUUUCGUUGAGGACUGUGAAGCAGUAUACAAAACAGAAACAGUUGAAUAUUCAGUCGAGGGUCAAGCGAGUCAUACAGACGAGCGUUACUUGUAUAUAAUAAAAAUGAAAUAUCUUGCAUCAAUCUAAAAUCUAUCGCAUUUUUUGUUUUUUAGAACUCUAGCACUUUUUCUUGCACAAAUUGGCAAUCCUGCUCCAGAAACAGUUGGCCGUAAUUCAACAAGUGCAAAUCAUCGACCUUCAUUCUCAGAAGUUGUCAACUUAUUCCAAUCGAAUGCCAAACCAGUAAAUAUAUAUAAGACAUUAAUGCUCGCCACAACUAUACAACAAGGUGCCGGUUUAGUCAACGCUUUUCAAGCUUUAACAGCUACUACAAUCAUUUCACCAAGUGAACUUGCGUUGAAUGACACAGUCAGACGACAGCAGAUCUACAAGAUUGAAGUAUCCAAUGUCGGUAAUAAGUCAGCUCUAUACACUAUUGGUCAUCGUGGAGCUGCAACGGCCACUCCAAAACAGCCAGGAGACGAUCAGCUUUUGUUGAUACCAAAAUAUACUGCUAACUAUGCUGUGAGUCAUGUUUAA
Rotaria sp. Silwood1 is the source of this 4555-nucleotide messenger RNA. The record is from the annotation of a GenBank genome assembly. Lineage: Eukaryota; Metazoa; Rotifera; Eurotatoria; Philodinida; Philodinidae.